CAGAGCAAUAGUGCACCUGCAGCGCUUAUUCACGCAAUCUGCAACGUAUAAAAGCAGCUCAGUUAUACACAUUCAUCAUCAGAAGUAUUUCAGACUCUUACAAACAAACAACUCCAAAAAACAAACAAAAAUGUUCAAGCUUAACGCCAUCCUUGCUGUUGUCUGCCUGUUCGCCGUAGCCACCACCGUCAGUGCUGGACUCCUCGAAACUCACCACGUAGUCCAUGAGCCAGUGUUGGCCAAGGUCGGCUCUGUGGUCCACAGCGCCCCGUCGGCAGUUUCGCACCAAAGCAUCACUCAGGUCCACAGCAAAACUGUUGUAAGCCCCGUGCUCGCCCACGCCGUCAAGACAACCGUUCAUGCCGUUCAUGCCGCCCCAGUUGUUCCCGUCGUUCACGCCGCUCCCGUUGUGCACGCCGCACCCGUUGUUCAUGCCGCUCCUGUUGUCCACAGCGUUCCAGUCGUGCACUCUUUGCCCGUGGUACACUCUGCUCCUAUCGUCAAGAGCAUUGUUUCAGCUCCACUUGCCUACACUCUGCAUCAUUAGAACGUUUUUUGGAUUGAUACACUGAUUGUCGAAUGUUAUGCGAAAAUAAAAAGAAAAUAUAGUUGUGAUAAAAAUUAAAAA
Messenger RNA from Zeugodacus cucurbitae (melon fly), 628 nucleotides. RefSeq names its product A-kinase anchor protein 14. The coding region runs from base 131 to 547 and encodes 138 amino acids. NCBI's taxonomy places the organism in Eukaryota, Metazoa, Arthropoda, Insecta, Diptera, Tephritidae. The record is from RefSeq and is a predicted model, not a curated record. The transcript has 2 exons.